This is a messenger RNA of Manduca sexta (tobacco hornworm), 3176 nucleotides long. It is a transcript of the gene LManII, whose product is annotated as lysosomal alpha-mannosidase. Bases 155 to 3142 code for a protein of 995 amino acids. Gene Ontology annotation, molecular function: alpha-mannosidase activity; carbohydrate binding. Gene Ontology annotation, cellular component: lysosome. The record is from RefSeq and is a predicted model, not a curated record. The transcript is spliced from 16 exons. NCBI's taxonomy places the organism in Eukaryota, Metazoa, Arthropoda, Insecta, Lepidoptera, Sphingidae. Gene Ontology annotation, biological process: mannose metabolic process.
UUACUAGCAACACUGAACCCGACAGCUGUCGAAACGGGAAUAAAAAAAAUAGUAAUUAUUCGGACAGCUAAGGAAGUGGUUGUCCUCAGUUUUAUAAAAUAUUUUUUUACGUAGUGCAAUUUGUUUUUAUGGUGUCCCGGAGAAAAGUGUAGCUAUGUUGAAGCUGUUGGUGCUGUUGGUGACUUUGGCUGGAGUAUUCUCCGUGCCUCUUCAGGAUAAGAUCACUCCGAGGAGCGGCGAGGCUUGUGGCUAUGAGAGCUGCCCUGUCACAGAGAAUGGAGUCCUGAAUGUGCACAUAGUUGCGCACACACACGAUGACGUCGGAUGGCUGAAAACUGUAGACCAAUAUUAUUAUGGAAGUAGAAACAGGGUACAGAAGGCUGGUGUGCAGUACAUAAUAGAUUCAGUUGUCAAGGAGUUAUGGGAAGAUCCUAAGAGAAAGUUUAUAUACGUGGAGACAGCUUUCUUCUGGAAGUGGUGGGUGCGCCAGCCCGAGAGCAUCAGGGACAAAGUGCACACGUUGGUGAGGCAGGGUCGGCUGCAAUUCGUCGGUGGCGCGUGGUCCAUGAACGACGAGGCAGCCUCACACUAUCAGAGCACCAUCGAUCAAUUCACAUGGGGACUCAGUAAAUUGAAUGAGACCUUCGGCACGUGCGGCCUGCCUCGCGUCGGCUGGCAGAUCGAUCCGUUCGGCCACUCGCGAGAGUUCGCCUCGCUGCUUGCUGCGAUGGGGUACGACGGACUGUUCCUGGGCAGAAUAGAUUACCAGGACAAGAGCAGCAGACUCCAUAACCAGGACAUGGAGAUGGUGUGGAGAGGAGAUGAUGUGUUGGGUAAAUCAUCCGACAUUUUCACGGGUGUGUUGUUCAAUACAUACUCGCCGCCUCCGGGCUUUUGUUUCGACGUGCUGUGUGACGACGAGCCAAUCAUAGACGACCCCGACUCGCCCCUCUUCAACGUGGACGACAAGAUCGCAGUAUUCCUAGACUACGUGAAGAAGCAAUCGUUGCACUAUCGCACCCAAAACGUGAUAGUCACCAUGGGGGGCGACUUCACGUAUCAAGACGCGAGCAUGUGGUACAAAAACCUUGACAAACUUAUCGAAUAUGCAAAUCUCAAGUCAGCCAAAGAUGGGUUGAAUGUUAAAUUGUUUUAUUCUACACCUACGUGUUAUUUGAAGUCUGUGAGAGAUGCCAAUCCGGAGUUGCCGAUCAAACAGGACGACUUCUUCCCGUACGCCAGCGACUCGACCGCCUACUGGACUGGCUACUUCACCUCACGACCAACCACUAAAUACUUCGAGAGGGAAGGCAACAACUACCUACAGAUGGUAAAACAGUUGCAAGUGUUAGCAGGUUUGGAGGAGCACAACAAAUUCGUUCUGAACGAACUGAAGAGUGCUAUGGGUGUGAUGCAGCACCACGACGCCAUCACCGGCACGGAGAAGCAGCACGUCACCCACGACUACGAGCGGCUUCUCAACCAGGCGAUAGACGACGCGUUGCUGAUCGCGAGACAGGCUUUCAAUAAAGUGACACAAGGCGACGCACUCAAGCCGCCGCUGUUUGAGUACGCGCGCUGCCGUCUCAACGAGUCGAGCUGCCACGCGUCGGAGACCAGCGACCAGUUCAUUAUAACUGUAUAUAAUUCUUUGGGCUGGGACCUGAAAGAAGCCUUGAGGAUACCGGUAGUGGAGGGGAGCUACGAAGUUUACGCGCCAAAUGGUCAAAAAAUCGACUCUCAACUUGUACCCAUACCUCCGCUGGUGUUAAAAAUACCCACACGGCACUCCUCAGCCACCCACGAAUUGGUAUUCAUUGCUCGCCUACACGCCCUAGGCAUCAAGUCCUUCUACAUUAAAAAAAUAAAAAAGAACAAACGCGACUCGCACACACACGAUUAUUAUAAUGUUGGCAGUAAUGUCAGAAGCCAUGGACUAAACGUCAAACCGACGAUCAUAGACAAUUUCGAAAACCGCGCCAAAAGGGAUACGUCAGAUUUAGACAUCACUUUCCAUUAUUAUCCAGGCUGUGUUGGUAAUAACAGAGUGCCAGCUAACCGUAGUUCUGGCGCGUACAUCUUCAGGCCCAACGCUACUUCACCUAAACAGUUAAAUCCACUAACAACAGAAAACUUUAACGGGGUUUUAGUUGAUGAGAAAAGGGUUGUGUACGACCAAAAAGUUUUGUCUGUAAGAAGGCAUUAUAAAGAACUAGAAUUUAUCGAAAACGAAUGGUUAGUAGGACCUAUUGAUAUAUCAGAUGACGUAGGAAAAGAAUUCGCGGUGCGAUAUCAAUCGGAUAUAUUAAAUAAUGGAGAGUUUUAUACAGACUCUAAUGGUAGGCAAGUUUUGAAAAGGAAAUUGAAUCAACGUCCACAAUGGAACGUGACUUUAGCAGAGCCUAUAGCUGGCAACUAUUACCCGGUUACAAAUGAAAUUUACAUCGAAAACGGGGAUAAGAGACUGACAGUUCUGACUGAUAGGUCGCAAGGCGGCACGUCACUUCAAGAAGGUCAAGUUGAACUGAUGUUACACAGAAGAUUGUUGCAUGACGACGCGUUUGGUGUCGGUGAGGCGUUGAACGAAACUGCGAACGGAGAAGGGUUAGUCGUCAGAGGGCGCCACAGAAUAUUUACGACUAAAGAUGAAGUUCUUUUGAGGAAAAAUAUACUUCAAUUACAUCAGCAACCAAUUGUGUUUGUCUCUGAGGCUCAUAUCCCUUACGACCAAUGGUUGACUUUAGAUAAUUGUCAUAGAUUUUUAAAAUCCAGCCUGCCUGAUGGGCUACACUUACUCACUUUGGAACCGCGAGGCGAACAAUUAUUGCUACGAUUCGAGAAUUACAAAGAUACGAACAUGCAAAUUGAUAUUUCCAACCUCUUUGAUGGAAUUAAAAUUAAUGGCAUCCAUGAAACAAAUUUGGCUGGAAAUCGGUGGAAAGAAGAUGUAGAGAGCUUUGAAUGGAGGAAAGAGAGGGAGUUUGCAGACAGUUUUAACAAACAGUAUGGUGGUAACGGAGAAACAAGUCAUGUAUCCAGUAAUGGACAAAUUCAAGAUGAAGGUUUUAAUGUCGCUCUUAAGGGCAAGGAAAUUAGAACGUUCGUGAUAGAUUAUGAUUUAGUCAAAAAAGAAACAUUGUGAUUUUAUAUUUUGGUAAUAAAGUUUAGUUUUAUAA